AUGGAUGAUCCAUUACAACAAUUCGAACAUGUUGGAAAUGGAGAUGAAGGUAUGGUAGAUGGUGAUAUGACAAAUGUUGGUUUAUCUGUCGUUAAUAAGAAAUUAUCUGAUAAAUUGGAUAAUCGAAUUGAUUUGGAAUUUUGGUCACCACCUGCAUGGCAUCUUCGUUCGAGAACACGUUUGAAUCAAGAUAAAGAUAAUGAAUGUCGAGGAACUGAUGAUAUGGAACAUGGUGAUCAGCAUUGA
Rotaria sp. Silwood1 is the source of this 246-nucleotide messenger RNA. The record is from the annotation of a GenBank genome assembly. Lineage: Eukaryota; Metazoa; Rotifera; Eurotatoria; Philodinida; Philodinidae.